Molecule: messenger RNA, 2274 nt
Organism: Colletotrichum costaricense
Lineage: Eukaryota; Fungi; Ascomycota; Sordariomycetes; Glomerellales; Glomerellaceae
Product: cutinase transcription factor 1 beta
Exons: 8
Coding region: 1-2274 (757 amino acids)
Biological process (GO): regulation of DNA-templated transcription; DNA-templated transcription
Molecular function (GO): DNA-binding transcription factor activity, RNA polymerase II-specific; DNA binding; zinc ion binding
Source: RefSeq, a predicted model, not a curated record
AUGUCUCUACAGCACAAUGACUCUUCUGUCAUGGCCACCACUACGGGUUCCUCCCCUCCCUCUGCAGCGGCAGUCCGAACCUUCAAGCGUGCCGCUGUAGCGUGCAAGGCUUGCAACCUGCGCAAGGUGAGGUGCACAGUCACCUUAUCUGGCCCUCCCUGCGCCAACUGCUCUGUGGACGGGAUUACAUGCGAGGUCCUUAGUCGUAAACGACGUCGCAACUCGGAUCAACUCCCCAUGAACCCAUCCCCCGGAGGAGGUGGGGAGAACACGUUAAUCCUCAUCCCCCAAAGAGCACAACCCAGAAGACGGCUCGUGGAACCCCAGACCCCGGGGCCAUUGUCGGGUACCCUAGAGAAUGAGGAGGCCGUCGAGUCGAGGGACGACCGGGUCACAUCCGCGCCGCCCGAAGAUCACCGGCGCACCACACCCCAAGUCAACGGUGGCCCGAGGUCGUCGACGUCCCCACGCGCAGCCGAGACACGAUCGGUUGGCGGUGGGCCAUCCGCUCCAACCACUCGGCCUUACGAUGCCGUGCGUGCUUUGCUUCCAGCCAAAGGUCACCGGCCACCGGAUCCAUCCGAUGCCACUGAGGACAGCUCCGCGUAUGCAGAGACGCUGGAAGGUGGUAAGAAUCGCGAGGAUGGCUGCGUCCCGUUCUACCCAGGAGAUCAACGUGGCCCGGCCUUCUUGAUCGAUAUCUGUGAACCCAAUAGGUCAUCCAAAGACAACCAUUUCCUAGUGCCGAUGCCAUCCAUCAAGGCCCUCUCGCCAGAAGAUGUCAAUUAUCUCAGGAUGAAGGGCGCCUUCACGCUACCUCCGCCCCAUGUCCGCGAGGCGAUGAUCCGGUGCUACUUUCACUAUGUGCACCCAUUUGCACCGAUCCUGGAUGCGAGCGAGUUUAUCACCGAGUAUGAAAAGGGAAGAAAAAGCCUGUUGCUGCUCUGGAGCAUGUUCAUCGCGGCCGCGAGUUUUGUUGACGAAAGUCUCCUGACGGAAGAUUUCUUUCCCUCGCGAAAGGCUCUGAAACGAGCCAUGUACCAGAGAGCGAAAGCUAUGUACGAUGCAGAUUACGAAAAAGACAAGGUGACACUCAUCCAGUCCGUCUUCCUGAUGGGCCACUGGUACACCAGCACAGACGACAGAGCCGGGCCCUGGCACUGGAACGGCAUCGCCAUCAGCCUCUCUCACACGAUCGGUCUUCACCGCCUGCACAUGCCCGCGAACCAACAAGCGUCUCAAGGUACGAAGCCGUUCUGGAGACGUCUCUGGUGGUCUCUCUACUCGCGAGAGGUAUGGCUUUCUCUGGGACUCGGCAGACCUAUGCGGAUAGCCCUUGAUGACUUUGACACGUCUAUGCCGGCUGCGAGCGACGCUGACGUCCUGACGCCCGAGGUCAAAGGCCAACUUGGUCAGAAGUAUCUUCCUAAAGAGAUGCAGUUUCUGUUCGAUACCUGGCUGGCUUUCAUUGGCUUGAGUGUCACCCUUAGUAAUGUUCUCGCGACGAAUUAUAGGGCCAAAGGGAUGAAGCCGUCAAGGUUGGAGAUUGAGCAAAGCGAAAAUCAGAUUCGUGGUUUUCAGUAUCGGGUGCCUGAAGCAGGAAGUCACAGUCGAGUUGUCGCAUCUCAUAUCUACCAGUUCAAGCUAUACUUUGAAACAUCCAUAAUCGUACUCUAUCGGCCUUUCAUACUCGAUACCCCGAGAGAGAUCCCGGCAGCAGACCAAGGAAGUUGGAGGACUUUUGCAUGCCAAAAGACGAGGACUGCUGCGUCCAACGCAAGCGCAGCGAUGAACUCCAUGAUGGCAGAAGACCUGAUCCGACUCUGCCACACCAUCACAGUCAUUGCCCUCGUCCCGCCAAUGCAAAUCCACCUCUUCGAAUCAACUUCGUCAAAACAAAUGGCGCGCCAGAUGGGAAGACAUAACCUCGCCCUCUGUAUGGUCGCCAUGGACGAGAUGCGCAAGUCCUACAUCUCGGCCGAUGCAUCAUAUAAGCUCUUCGAAACGGCCAUCAACAAGGUAGAUAACGCGCCGCCUCACGAGCAGCAUCAGCCAUCUCCGGCUGCUGCUGCCUUGACGCCGGAUACGAGCGCGUUCGCGAGCUGGCCUGAUGGUUAUGGACUGGGCACCGCGGGCAUCAUAUCGGACAUGUGGAGUCCACUACCGAAUGCAUACGCUGAUAAUGCCUCUAUAUCGGGGACCCAUACCGAUUCUUGGCUGGAUAUACAGACUAUGGACAGGCUAUGGACGCUCGACGAUUUCAGUCUGCCAUGA